Messenger RNA from Apiotrichum porosum, 1317 nucleotides. RefSeq lists its product as uncharacterized. The transcript is spliced from 2 exons. The record is from RefSeq and is a predicted model, not a curated record. Bases 1 to 1317 code for a protein of 438 amino acids. Lineage: Eukaryota; Fungi; Basidiomycota; Tremellomycetes; Trichosporonales; Trichosporonaceae.
AUGCCGUCCGCGACGCAGCCGUUCACCGUGGUCGUCAACCAUCCCGCACGCGCGGGCAUGUACAUGGUCGUCACGUCUGAACGCCCAUGCUCGCGAUGCACUCGGAAUCACACUCUGUGCUGCUACAGCCUGACGCCACUCGGUGAGCGCAUCUUCCGUGCAGGAUCGUGCUCGCACUGCCCGCGCGGGCGCAACAAGUGCAGCUACACCGGUGCGCUGUACCGUUUCGACGAGGAAAUGUCACGCGGAUACCUCAUCAACCCGGAGAGCGACGAGGAGGCCGAGCUCGAGGCCGAGAUGGCGAGUGACGGCGUGCUGAGUGAGAUGGGCCGCGCACCAAGGGCGACCGCGAGCGGCAGCGGCUCUGGCUCUGGAACUCGUGCCGGCGCCCAUGACGAGGGCGGUUCGGAGCCAGACCUGUUUGGCUCGGCUCACAGUGGCGAUGGCGACGCCAGUGGCAGUCUCACCUCCGACGACGUUGCCAGUGCCCUCGACGCACCAGAGUCCCCCGGCCCACGCCUUCACCACACCAAGCCAACAAUCACCACCACCACCACCACCAAAACCAGCAAGCCUCCGCUCGCACCACUCAUGGACACGGACCGUUCAGCGACCACCAGUCCCGACCUUCCUACGCCGCCCAUCUCACCCAUGGCCCCACCUGCAAAGCUGGCACCGGAGGCUGAGGAGCACAAGUCGCCAAGCAAGGGCAAGGGCGUUGCAAUCACCCAGCCAAAGGCCCACAACCAGACCAAGUCUCCCAGCGUCAAGUCUGCUUCACUUCCAAAGCGCAAGAGUGCAGUCCGUUUUGACGUUCCGUCCUCUCCGUCGUCGUCGUCGGCCACUCUGAACGGCGCUAAGACCGCCUCCAACAAUGGUGGUGUCGCCACCGAUUUGGCCCAGACCAACAGUGCCGUGGCGCCGGCGUCUGCACGCACCCCCGACACUAAUAACCCCAACCCCGAAUAUUCCACUCCCGCAGCUGCAAUCGAAGACACGCCCGAGCGCGUCUCGUCACUCGCACCGCCACCCCUCUCCGACUCAUCGGCCGAGGAAGAGGCCAAGCUGGGGCGCAUCAUGGCCAAGCUCUCCCACCUCGAGAUCCGCGUCGCCGACGUGGAGGGCCUGAACGGCGAACUGCAGCUCGAAAACGCCGUGCUCAAGAAGAAGAACAAGCACCUCAAGCACACGCUCGCGGUCGUUCGUGGUAGUAACCGCGUUACCUCCGAGGCCCUCACCAACGCCGUGGCGAUGAUUGGCCAGCUGGAGCGCGACCGCGUCAAGCUUGUGGACGACGCGGGAAGUGCGCCUGUCUAA